CCUCACGCAUGCGCAAUUCGCGCCUCCUCUGUCCAAUGAGAUCCGAAGCGCUAUUUUGAUGCGUAUUUUGAAUCAACAGAAACGGCUGCGCGAGACUCAAGUUGGGAUCCGACACGUCUUCCGCCCGAUUAAGCAAACUAUCAAAAAUCUGCACGGUUGGCACCCUGCGAUGAGGAAGAGUGAGGUGCUUGCUGCUGAGGCAGUGUCAUGCCUAAAUAAAGCUCUGUGCCAGCUGAAAGACAUCUGGGAGGAGAUUGGCAUCCCUGAGGAACAGAGACUGGAGAGAACAAAUGUGGUCAAAACUCACAUCAAAGGUCUUCUGGACAUGAUGAUUGCAGAAGAGGAGAGUCUGAGGAAGCGUUUAAUGGCCAGUAUUGAGUCUUGUCGUAAAGAGCUGGAAAAAGUAUGUCUGGAACUGCAGCUUCCCCUGUAUCAGGAGGAGAGAGGGAACACAAUGCUCCAACAGGAGAAAGAUAUACGAACCUGUCUUGAGGUUAUGUUGAAACAGAAAGGACAGAGAAUGCAAACGCUUAUAACCCUGAUAGAACAGGAUCAGGACCUUUGCGACAUUCUCUGCUUGGAGCCGUUCUCUAUCUCUGCAAGUGCAGUUCCUUCCCUGGAGCAACUGGAAUGCUUCCGACAGCAUAUUGCACAACUGACAGCAGAAAAGGUACAAAGACACAGCCAGUUUGUUGAACUAAAGAAAAAGAUAAUACUUUGCAUGGAUGAUCUGGAUCAACUGCCUGAGACUAGUUUUGAAAAGGAUAUUGUCUGUGAGGACGAAGAGGCUUUUUGUCUCUCCAAAGACAACAUUGACUCCCUUAAAGUCCUCCUCCACCAGCUUGAGAGCAAGAAAGCUGAGAACGAGCGCAUGUGUAGGUCAUAUCGAGAAAAGAUCCAGGAGCUAUGGGACAGGUUGCACAUCUCACAGGAGGAUCGAGAUGCUAUUGCUGAGCACAUGAGCAUGUCUAAGAAGAGGAACAUGGAAGCAUUGCAAGCGGAAGUCAACCGUCUUGAGGAACUGAAGCUCAGAAAUAUUCAGGAUCUUACUAAGACUAUUCGAGAGGAAAUUACGGUUUUCUGGGAUAAAUGCUUUUACAGCCUCGAUCAGCGUCAAGCUUUUCUACCCUAUUAUGAUGAUGAUUUUAAUGAGGAACUUCUGAACUUGCACGAAUCUGAGAUCCGGCGCCUCAAACAGCAUUUUGAAGAUCAUCAAGAACUUUUCGAAGGUGUUUACAAAUGGGAGGAGAGUUGGAGGCUUUUCUUAGAGCUUGAAAAAAAAGCCACAGAUCCAUCCAGAUUUACCAACAGAGGAGGAAACCUUUUAAAGGAGGAGAAACAAAGAUCAGACCUGCUCAAAGGCCUCCCAAAGCUGGAAAAGAAGCUGAAAGCCCAGAUCGAGCAGUGGGAGGAAGAACAAGGCAGAGAAUUUCUGCUCCAGGGUCAGAAGUUCAUGCAGUUUGUUUCUGAGCAGUGGGAUCUCCAUCGGCUGGAGAAGGAGCGGGAAAAACAAGAACGGCAAUUGAAAAAGAGCAAACAGACAGAGGAGGACAUGCUGUAUGGCACUGCUGUACGGUCUCCAACUAAACGAAGAUUUUUGGGCAGUAUGACCCCUUGCAAGACUCGGAAGCUAAAUGCUACCUCCAGCACCAACACCGGCACCUCUAACAGCACUAUGCGCUCUGUAUUUUGUGGAACUGUCUGCCACUCACCCGUGUCCCGCCCUCCAAUAUCAGCCAGCAAGGGUAAUUCCUUCAAGACCCCUGUUCGGGGAAAACCUCCUCAUCAAGGACUCGCAGAACGUAAUAAGGAGAACGUUUGUCAUCUUACCCACGCAACAGGUGGUGUGUUGAAGACUCCAGCUAGCCCACAACGUAACUUCAGCAUCAACUCUGUCGCCAGCACCUAUUCUGAGUUUGCGGGAAUAGUCAACGUUGAAAGCACUCAAUCAAGAGAGACCUCUCCAAAGCCUCAAAAUCAAAGAACACACCAGACGUCUUGAACUCAACCAUCACACACCUAUGAUCACUUUCUCUAUCACACACACAGAGAAGGAAUACUAUAAAAUACUCUAAAAACUGUUGCAACUGGCGAUGGAAACACUGCAUGACCUGCUCACUAUCCAAAAGCUUUAAAUGUUCACCUUUUCAACGUCUGUAUUUCUUUUUAUAUGUAAAUGAGGGUUAUGUAUAUUUAAUAUUUCUUAAAGAAUCUGUAUGUUUAUUGUUAAUAUGAUUAAUACUAAUUUUAUUGAAUAAAAAACAGUUAUUAUAUGUUAAGGUUAAAAUUAAUCCGCUCAGUCUGUAACAUUUUUUUAAAUGGAAGUAGAAUGGUGAUUGGGUGUAUGAUUGACUCUAGGCUGUAACCAGCAGUAUUAGCAAAUGUACCUUAAAGUCUACGCCUAUCAUGAAUGUUUUGCACAAUAUAUUGUUACAAGUUUUUUUUCCUUUCCUAUGUACUUGUAUGCCUUCGUUCACUACAUAAAAAUAUUUUUGGACACAUUACUCACGCUUCAUCAAUGUACACAAUUAACAAUCGGCU
This is a messenger RNA of Hemibagrus wyckioides, 2541 nucleotides long. RefSeq names its product protein regulator of cytokinesis 1b (gene prc1b). Gene Ontology annotation, molecular function: microtubule binding. The record is from RefSeq and is a predicted model, not a curated record. Lineage: Eukaryota; Metazoa; Chordata; Actinopteri; Siluriformes; Bagridae. Gene Ontology annotation, biological process: mitotic spindle midzone assembly; microtubule cytoskeleton organization. Bases 59 to 2002 code for a protein of 647 amino acids. The transcript is spliced from 15 exons. Gene Ontology annotation, cellular component: cytoplasm; spindle; mitotic spindle midzone.